Messenger RNA from Gymnogyps californianus (California condor), 1536 nucleotides. It is a transcript of the gene ADRA1D, whose product is annotated as adrenoceptor alpha 1D. Gene Ontology annotation, molecular function: alpha1-adrenergic receptor activity. Bases 1 to 1536 code for a protein of 511 amino acids. Gene Ontology annotation, biological process: adenylate cyclase-activating adrenergic receptor signaling pathway; phospholipase C-activating G protein-coupled receptor signaling pathway; positive regulation of cytosolic calcium ion concentration. The transcript has 2 exons. Lineage: Eukaryota; Metazoa; Chordata; Aves; Accipitriformes; Cathartidae. The record is from RefSeq and is a predicted model, not a curated record. Gene Ontology annotation, cellular component: membrane.
AUGACUUUCCCUGAGCUGAGCAAUGGCAGCUUGAGUGGGAACCGGACGGGACAGGGCAGCCAGAGUGGUACCAACCGGUCCUGGGGGCUGCAAGGUGAGGAGACCCCCGAGGGCAACGGCACCACGCUGACUUUCGCCUUGGACGUGCAGGCUGUGGGCGUCGGGGUCUUCCUGGCCGUCUUCAUCCUCUCGGCCAUCGUGGGGAACAUCCUCGUCAUCCUCUCGGUGGCUUGCAACCGGCACUUGCAGACGGUCACCAACUACUUCAUCGUCAACCUGGCCAUUGCCGACCUGCUGCUCAGCACCACCGUGCUGCCCUUCUCAGCCACCUUGGAGGUGCUGGGCUUCUGGGUGUUUGGGCGCAUCUUCUGCAACAUCUGGGCAGCGGUGGACGUGCUGUGCUGCUCCGCCUCCAUCAUGAGCCUGUGUAUCAUCUCCGUGGACAGGUACAUCGGCGUCAAGUACUCCCUCAAGUACCCCACAAUCAUGACCGAGAGGAAGGCGGGGGUCAUCCUCGUGGUGGUCUGGCUCUCGUCCAUGGUCAUCUCCAUCGGGCCACUGCUGGGAUGGAAGGAGCCGCCACCGCCGGAUGAGAGCAUCUGUAGCAUCACAGAGGAGCCGGGCUAUGCCCUGUUCUCCUCCCUCUUCUCCUUCUACCUGCCCCUCAUGGUCAUCCUAGUGAUGUACUUCAGGAUCUACGUGGUGGCCAGGCGGACCACUCGGAGCUUGGAGGCAGGGGUCAAGAAGGAGAGGAAUAAAUCCAUGGAAGUGGUACUGCGCAUCCACUGCCGCAGCGUGCUGGAGGAGCCUCUCUCCAGCACCCGGAGCAAGGGGCACAACUUCAGGAGCUCCCUCUCCGUGCGGCUCCUCAAGUUCUCCCGUGAGAAAAAAGCAGCCAAGACUCUCGCCAUCGUCGUGGGUGUUUUCAUCCUCUGCUGGUUCCCCUUCUUCUUCGUCCUGCCUUUUGGUUCUUUCUUCCCAUCUCUGAAGCCCUCCGAAAUUGUCUUCAAGGUCAUCUUCUGGCUGGGAUACUUCAACAGCUGUGUGAACCCCAUCAUCUACCCGUGCUCCAGCAAAGAGUUCAAGCGAGCUUUCAUCAGGCUGCUCAAGUGCCAAUGCCACCGGAGAAGACGGCCCAUCUGGCGUGUCUACGACCACCACUGGCGAGGGGCCUCCAUGAACAGCUCGGUGCAAGACUCUGAGACGGACCUGAGGCCCAGGAUUAACACCCUGAACAGCUCGUUCAUAUUUAACUCCUCCUUGCAGGAGAGAGCCAGUAAGAGGCGAACACUCAGCUUCAAGGGCUGGAAAAUGCUCACUCCUUUCCAGAAACCAGCAUCCACCCAGCUGAAGGAGAAGAUGAACAGCCUUUCUAACAAAAUCCGGGGUGGCUCCAGCAAAGGGGGGGUGACAGCCACCUACAAAACAGAGGUGGAGUCUGUCUCUAUCGGGAUCCCUCAUGACUUCACGGAAACCAUUGACUAUCAAACCUAUGACUUAACAGACUGUUGCGGGCUGAGAGAAACAGAUAUUUGA